CCUCCAUUAAAACGACAACCUUUACUACUAAUUCUCCACUCCAUGGAUCCCCAGCUCUUCACCGCUGCCACAAAUGGCGACUUGGAUCUUCUCCAAAAUCUAACACCACUUCAAAAAUCUCUCCUCCCCUUUCAAUUCUCCCCAAAUCAAAACACUCCACUCCACGUCGCCACCGAAUUCCGCCAACUCGGCUUUGCGAAAGCCAUCGUGCGAGACUGUGAAGCCCUUCUAUGGCUGCAGAAUGGCGCCGGUGACACCGCGCUGCACGUCGCAGCCAAGGAAGCUCUCCCAGAAUUUGUGGAACUUCUCAUCCAAUUCCGGAGGCUCCUUGCAAUGGUGAAUCUCAAUGGCGAUACGGCUUUGCAUUGUGCUGCGAGAAUUGGGAGUUUGAUAUGUGUGGAGAAGAUUGUGGAAGCGGAGCCGGAGCUUUGCGGCGUCGUGAAUAAUAACGGGGAAUCGCCGUUGUACUUAGCGGUGGCUGCCGGAUUUUGGGAAGUUCCUCAGGUCAUUAUUCGUAAGGCGGAAUUGUUGGCUUCAUAUAAAGGAGCUAAGGGCUUAACUGCAUUGCAUCCAACUCUUUUCUAUCGCAAUUAUGACUUUGAAAUGAUCAAAUCAUUGGUGGAAUGGAGGAAAGAAAUGAUAAAAGAACAAGAUGACUUGGGAUUGACACCUCUUCAUUAUGCUACACUCUAUGGAAGAACAAAAGCAAUAAAUCUAUUUCUUCAAAACGAAAGUUCUUCCAUUUACAUUGUAGACAACAAUGGAGAAUCUGCUCUACAUAUUGCUGCUUUUAGAGGCUAUGCGGAUGCAGUGGAAGAGAUUUUAAAUUGUUGUCAAGAUUCUUGCUAUCUUGUCGAUAACAAAGGUAGAACGCCUCUUCAUGCUGCAGUUUUAGGUGAUCAAAGAAAAGUUGUGAAAUUGAUAUUAGGAAGGGCAAAGCAAGGAAGAGUAAUGAAUAAAGCUGAUUGUGAUGGAAAUAUGGCUUUGCAUCAUGCAGCAUUUCACAAGUUUUACGAUAUUAUUGAAAUACUUGCGACUAAUGAAAAAGUGGAUUUGAAUGUCAAGAAUAACAAGUUCUUGACAGCACUUGAUAUCUUCAAUAAACAUGACCUGGAAGGACUAAGGGCAGCAGUAAUCCGAAACAUUCUCGUUGGUUCGACCGGCUCAAUGACAAUGCAACACUUAGCUGCAGAAGAAAUAAAAAAGAUGAACCAAGAAAUUGAAAUAGAAGAUGAUGAUGAUGGUGAUAAUGAUACAAAUGGAAUAAUUAGCAUAAAGAAGAAAGAGAGUUCAUACAAUACAGAAAAACAAAAAGCAUUAGAAGUGAAUCUAUUAGUAGCAACUUUAGUAGCCACAGUUACAUUUGCAGCUGGAUUCUCAAUGCCUGGUGGAUACUUUGAAAACGUUGGACUAUCAAUUCUUAGUAACAAAGGAGGUUUUAAAGUGUUUGUAAUAUUCAACACAAUAGCCUUUUGUUGCUCAGUUUUUGCAGUGCUUCUUCAUUUCCACACUUCAAUUACUGACCAUUAUCAGAGAGUAAGGUAUAUGGGAAUUGCUGUAACGUUCACUAGUAUCGCUAUCGUUGCUAUGGUUAUAGCAUUUGCUUCGGGUACUUAUGUUGUGAUAGCAAAUGCACAAGCAUUUUCCUUAACUCCUUUUUUGAUUUGUGGGGGAUUUGCUUUUCUUUACUUUGCUAUUCCUUUUUGUGAUCCUGGUGUUGAGGGAUAUUCAUUCCUUCAUAUACCACAAAGAUUCAUAAGAAGGAAGAUUGUUCAACAUGUAAGAUAUGAGGAAUGAUUAUUGUUGUUUGCAAUGAAAUAGUAAGUAUAUAUGCAUAUGAUAUCUAUGGAAACUUGGAGUCA
Messenger RNA from Cucumis melo (muskmelon), 1862 nucleotides. Its product is annotated as protein ACCELERATED CELL DEATH 6-like. The record is from RefSeq and is a predicted model, not a curated record. Gene Ontology annotation, molecular function: protein phosphatase regulator activity; protein phosphatase 1 binding. The transcript is spliced from 3 exons. NCBI's taxonomy places the organism in Eukaryota, Viridiplantae, Streptophyta, Magnoliopsida, Cucurbitales, Cucurbitaceae. Gene Ontology annotation, cellular component: plasma membrane. The coding region runs from base 43 to 1797 and encodes 584 amino acids.